CACAAAUACUCACAUAUUUCCCUUCUGUGUCUUUCCAUCUUCGUCCUCACAAUUACCGCCACCAUUUCAUCCUCAUGUACGUCUUUCGCUUUCCUUCAGCUUUUCGGCGAUCCUCGCCCUUGCUCCGCGCCGCCGUGUGGACCCUUCUCUUGGUCGCUACGGUGGUUCUCGCGUCUUUGGCUCCCGGAAUUGCAUUUACUCUGGCCUUAUCGCCUUGUGCUGGUGGUGCUGGCGUUGAGAUUCCUCUGCAAUUUCCCGGAGAGACGGUGUGUUUUCCGGAACACGCCGUGAUCACUCGGUCCCACUUGGAUUUUUUCUUGCCAACGUUGUUUGCUACUUUGGUUGUUGGUGCUUCGACUUGCCUGCUUCGUUCUCUGGCCUUGUAGAAAGGCGCGCGACACAGCCUUCUUUGUUUCUAUCUUUUGGGUUAACUUAGCUUGAUGAGCUGAAAUUUUGGAUUGGGUAAAUCACCAGAAAAUAUAUCCGUUUGCUUGAGGUUUCGUCUGUUACAAAUCCUCUUUAACCUCUGUAUUUCUCUGACGAUUAUGCCCAAAUCGGUAUUAGCCUAAUUAUACUCCCCCCCCCCCCAAAAAAAAACCUGAACCCUCAUUGGUAGUGAACUCAUGACGUGGUUAAACUGAAGUUCGUUGAUUUUUUAUAUUCCUUCGUUGUUUCGUCCCCCCCCCCCCCCCAAAAAAAAAAAAGAUCUAUCAUCCUUUUACGUCACAAGGCAUUCAAGAGGAUGCUAAUAUGGAAUGUCGUGGAGAUAUUGACAGAGGUUCAAUCGCAGAGGAGAACUGGGAAAGUUUGAUUCAAUUUAGUGUUCAAAUCUUGAGUUGGUGUUGACGUGAGCUGCCAAUUUUUGGCUUAUUACCAGGUGACUGGGAUGAAUUAGCCCAGGGAGAAGUCAGGAGUAAAAAACUGCCUUCAUUU
Messenger RNA from Neltuma alba, 933 nucleotides. RefSeq lists its product as uncharacterized. NCBI's taxonomy places the organism in Eukaryota, Viridiplantae, Streptophyta, Magnoliopsida, Fabales, Fabaceae. The coding region runs from base 75 to 386 and encodes 103 amino acids. The record is from RefSeq and is a predicted model, not a curated record. The transcript has a single exon.